UCGUUGUAGUCGUUGUUACUCCGUGGCGCAGGGUAGGGAGAAGCUUCGGCGUCGGUAUUAUAUUUAUGUAACCAUCCUGGCGCGCUGCUUCCAAAUACAAGCCAGUGAAAGCAUCGUCGGCAGCCGUCGAGCAACAAGCCGGUUUUUCCGUAGUGGCGAGAUGGGAGGUUGGUUGUCUUCUUAUUGGGGAUACGCAGGUGAUGAUGUUUUGGAUCCGGCGACCGGUCUUACCGGAAAACAAAAAAGACUUGUGACAGAAACAUGGGGUAUCAUGCAAAAGGAUUCACGUAGGGUAGCGAGAGCAAUUUUCAUGGAGUUCUUCAAUCAACAUCCUGAAUACCAGAAACAGUUCGCUGCAUUGAAGAACAUUCCUUACCAAGAUCUUCCGGAAAACAAAAGGUUCCAGGCUCACGGUGCGUCGGUAAUUAGCGCAAUUAAUGAAAUUGUGAGUUCAUUAUACGAUCCGGGACUCCUCGAGGCUACUCUAGUCGCCCUUGGUGAAAAACAUUUUAAACGAGGACAAACAAAAGAGCAAUUUCUCCAUCUGAAGGUAGUCUUGAUGUCAGUCUUCAGAGAAUUCGUUGGCUCCAGAUGGACAACGGAGGUGAACGAUGCAUGGAAUACGACUUUGGACGCGGCGUUCGGUCUGAUUUUCAAGGCCUACGCGUAAUGAUAAUUAACCCCAAUUCAUACAUUCAAUAUACAACACUCUUCGUACUCGUAGUACAAUAAUGAAUAUUCCGUUAUUUUUACUCUACGAUAACCCGAAGACGUUUUACGACGGAGAAAAAAAAGCAAAGAACAAAAAGAUCGAUGCUCUAUUUCAAUCGUUUUCCGCGAGGGUCGAGAAGUUUAUUUGAAAAUGGUUGGUGUAUAAAAGGGAUUUGUUAUAAUUUGCUGCGGCGCGUUGGGUGGAGUUGAAAAAAGAGCCACGCAGUUGCCUGUAAAUUCAGUUGAAAUAUAAUAUGUACGUUAUACUUCGUGGCCGUCACGAGUCAUCGUCUAGCUAUAUUUUACUGAUUUAAUAAAUCAGAUACACGUAUGUAUAUUAUAAGUAUACAUAUAUACAUAAAUUCAUCGGUAGUUUAACAUGUUUAUAUUGGAAUCAUAUGUAUAUGAUAUUAACAAGACUACUGCAACGCGAUUAAAUUUUCAUACUUUCAUUAUACAUACAUACAUAUUUAUAGAUAUAUUGUACGUGUGACGAUAUACAGCGGUAACAAUCGUAAUUCGUAAUCUGAUUACGUGAAUGAACUUUUUUUUAUUUAAACCAUGAAAUUAACCAGUGAUAACCCAGAAUGAGCACACUCAAUGUGGCGUUAUAUGAUAAUUGUUUAUUCUGUAAGCAUUAUUAUGCAUGUAUAUUUUAAAAGUAUACGUGAAUGGAAUAAAGAAAAGAACUUCUA
Molecule: messenger RNA, 1406 nt
Organism: Athalia rosae (coleseed sawfly)
Lineage: Eukaryota; Metazoa; Arthropoda; Insecta; Hymenoptera; Athaliidae
Gene: Glob1
Product: hemoglobin-2
Exons: 4
Coding region: 161-670 (169 amino acids)
Molecular function (GO): oxygen binding; heme binding
Source: RefSeq, a predicted model, not a curated record